AGCCCCUGGGAUUGAUCUGAGGAAUUGAUCCAGUCUAAAAGAACCACCAAUGCAGGAAUCCUUUCUUUAGUUUCCUCCAUAAAUUAUCACCUACUCUUCUUGGACACUUUCAGGGAUGGAAAAGACUUAAAAUUUUUACUUUGCCAAUCUUUUUGUGUGCUAAUUCUGUCAUCUAGCAUAUUAGCUGACAUCCCAGCUUUGUGUCAUCUGCAAAAUUGGUUAAACACUUUAAGAUGAGAAAAAUUGAUCUGUGUUUGAGCUCUGAGGGGACUGAAGUGAUUUUAGCUACAUCAAGUGAUGAAAAACACCCACCUGAAAAUAUUAUUGAUGGGAAUCCAGAAACAUUUUGGACCACAACAGGAAUGUUUCCCCAAGAGUUCAUUAUUUGUUUUCACAAACAUGUAAGGAUUGAAAGGCUUGUAAUCCAAAGUUACUUUGUGAGGACCUUGAGGAUUGAAAAGAGCACAUCUAAAGAGCCAAUUGAUUUUGAGCCAUGGAUUGAAAGAGAUCUAGUCCACACAGAGGGGCAGCUUCAAAAUGAAGAAAUUAUGACCCGAGAUGGCCACGCCACUUAUUUGAGAUUCAUUAUUAUAUCAGCCUUUGAUCAUUUUGCAUCUGUGCAUAGUGUUUCUGCAGAGGGACUAGCAGUCUCAAAUCUUUCUUAGUAAUUAUAACAAAAUACUCUUGCAUGGUUUUUUAACAAUGUAUUUAUUGAAACAUGAAGUUGUCAUUGAUGUGCCUUAUUAAAGGGAUUUGUAUUAAUCUG
Messenger RNA from Leptonychotes weddellii (Weddell seal), 766 nucleotides. The record is from RefSeq and is a predicted model, not a curated record. NCBI's taxonomy places the organism in Eukaryota, Metazoa, Chordata, Mammalia, Carnivora, Phocidae.